CUCGAGCGUCGCUGGGGGCGAAGGGGCCUCGUGGAGUCGCUCCAGCUCAGCUCAGAGGAACCUUGCUGGACCUGGGGAUAGGACGGCUCUCGUAGCUGUGACACAGAGCGGUGCCAGGCUGGGUGCAGGUGUCCUGAGAGCAGAAUGAGAACAUGGCUGGCCUGCCACACGUCCCAGGCCCCGAGCACCUCCGCCCCUUCACGCCCGAGUCCCUGGCUGCCAUCGAGCAGCGCAUUGCCGAGGCAGAGGCGCUCAAGAUAAAGCGGCAGCGCGUGGAGCUGCCUGAGGAAGAGGAGCUCAAGCCCAGCGGUGACCUGGAAGCUGGGAAGAACCUGCCCCUCAUCUACGGUGAUCCCCCCUUGGAGCUCGUUGGGAUACCUCUGGAGGACUUGGACCCUUUCUACAAGGAUAAGAAGACGUUUAUAGUCCUCAAUAAAGGCAAGUCCAUCUUCCGGUUCUCGGCAACGCCUGCCCUCUACCUGCUGGGACCCUUCAACCCCGUCCGGAGAGGAGCCAUCAAAGUGCUUAUACAUUCAUAUCCUUGCUGA
Molecule: messenger RNA, 548 nt
Organism: Dromaius novaehollandiae (emu)
Lineage: Eukaryota; Metazoa; Chordata; Aves; Casuariiformes; Dromaiidae
Product: sodium channel protein type 4 subunit alpha-like
Exons: 3
Coding region: 153-548 (131 amino acids)
Biological process (GO): sodium ion transmembrane transport; membrane depolarization during action potential; neuronal action potential
Cellular component (GO): axon; plasma membrane; voltage-gated sodium channel complex
Molecular function (GO): voltage-gated sodium channel activity
Source: RefSeq, a predicted model, not a curated record